Molecule: messenger RNA, 519 nt
Organism: Chaetomium globosum CBS 148.51
Lineage: Eukaryota; Fungi; Ascomycota; Sordariomycetes; Sordariales; Chaetomiaceae
Exons: 2
Coding region: 1-519 (172 amino acids)
Cellular component (GO): endoplasmic reticulum; membrane
Molecular function (GO): protein-macromolecule adaptor activity
Source: RefSeq, a predicted model, not a curated record
AUGGAUAAACUCCAGGCAUUCCUCCCUUCAGGGGAGAAAGGCUACUUGCCUUAUUACCUGUUCGUGAUCUCCGUCGUGGCCAUGGGCAAUGCGCUCCAAAACUACGCUACCCUGCACUACACACGCCGCAUCUACAACGGUCUCUUCGUCACGAACCACCUGCCGCCCGCCCAGGGUAGGUACAACCCGGAGGACAGCACACGCAUUGUCAAGCCGGCUUCGUCGACGGGCAAGGACGCCGAGAAGGCCAAGGACCAGGUUUCGCCUCUCGCUGCCCGAGUCUUUGGCACCUACACCUUCGUGGCGGGCAUCAUCCGCUUCUACGCAUGCUACCAACUCGAGAACCCGAGCAUGUACCAGCUGGCCAUGUGGACGCACGUCAUCGCCUCGAUCCACUUCACGACAGAGAUGCUCGUGUUCAAGACCAUCCGCUUUAGCGGGCCCCAGGCGUUUCCCUUCCUCGCGGGAUACGGUGGCGCCAUCUGGAUGGCGAUGCAAUACAACCACUAUGUGCAAUAA